Labrus bergylta (ballan wrasse) is the source of this 1864-nucleotide messenger RNA. It is a transcript of the gene birc7, whose product is annotated as baculoviral IAP repeat containing 7. Gene Ontology annotation, molecular function: cysteine-type endopeptidase inhibitor activity involved in apoptotic process; ubiquitin protein ligase activity. Gene Ontology annotation, biological process: regulation of cell cycle; positive regulation of protein ubiquitination; negative regulation of apoptotic process. The record is from RefSeq and is a predicted model, not a curated record. Gene Ontology annotation, cellular component: nucleus; cytoplasm. NCBI's taxonomy places the organism in Eukaryota, Metazoa, Chordata, Actinopteri, Labriformes, Labridae.
AUCAAACAAAUCCAAGCGCUUAGGACGGUCCAGUUGGCCCAUGAGGAUAAAAACACACAAAAGAGUGAAUGACAAGAGUCAGCACUAAUAAGAUGGCAAAAGAGACACCUUUUUAUAGUACUUUUUAAGGUCAAAAUGUCUUUGUUAUAUGACAUUAAGUCUUUGCUUUUGUGGAAAUCCAAUAAUUCACAUAAGAAAGAGCAACACGGGUUUCCAGCAAUCUUGAAAAAAUAUAGGUUUAAAUUAUUUUAUUUUUGUUUAUGCUUAAUAGUUACCCAGUGCUUAAUGGUAGUUUUUAAAUCCCUACAACAUCUCUUCAACAGUCAUAUUUGUUGAUUGGCCAUAGGGUUCUACUUAAAUGCAUUACAUGGUUAGAGGCGGAGCUAAAUGGCAUGUUCAGGCUCUCAUUCAUUCAAGCAUCAAUGAGCAAACAUUCUGGCAUUUGGUGGCUUUUCUGGAAAGCAGUCUCCUGUAGGCUGCUGUGCAGGCCCCCCGCAGCUGAUCAUAUUAUUUCAGCAGUGUGUUGCACUCACCUUCAGUGUGUGCUCCACUAUGGACCGCAAAAGGGAUGACUGGAACAGGACAAGAAGGGAGAGGAAGAACCACAUGCCAGAGAAUGAUGGAUGACAGGAGUACUGUGCUGCACAUCCUCGAGGAUCCUCAAAUGAGGAGGGAAGGGGAGAGGAUUCGAACUUUUCACAACUGGCCAGCAGAUGCUCCUGUAACAUCUGGAGAGCUGGCCAAGGCAGGCUUCUUCUUCCUUGGUUCUGGGGAUAAAGUCCAAUGUUUCUGCUGUGGAGGGAUUUUAAGAUGUUGGGUGCACGGGGACAGCCCAGCCAUCGAGCACCAGAGGCAUUUCCCCACUUGUCAUUUUAUCCUGGGUCGAGCUGUAGGAAAUAUUCCACUUCAAACGGGAUCCUCCGAUUCUGUAGAUGGACAGCUGUUGAGUCAGCUCCAGAGGAUGACUAUGGACGACCAGGGGACAGCUGGACAAGCUGUUUACCCAGAGAUGGACACGGAAGAAUCCCGGCUUACUACUUUCCACAACUGGCCCACCGAGGCCUCAGUCCAGCCAGAUGUCCUUGUCAGAGCCGGAUUUUUCUAUACAGGUCAUGGUGACAACGUCAAGUGCUUCUACUGUGAUGGGGGGCUGAGGAACUGGGAGCCGGGAGACGACCCCUGGCAGGAACAUGCCAAGUGGUUUCCACGAUGUGAGUUUUUAAUCCAGUCGAGAGGGCAGGACUAUAUCAGCAACAUCCAGGAUGCUCACUUCCACCUGGGUGAGACUGUGGGUGGAUCCCAGAGCUCCAUGGGUAGAGAUGUUGGAUCAAGAAAUGAUAUGGUCGGAGGUCUGGCAACCUCCUCUGCCAUGCUGUCUCCUGUGGUGCAGACAGUGCUGCAGAUGGGCUUUGAAGCCAGCCUGGUGGAGAGUUUGGUCCAGACCAAGUACCUUCUGACCGGCCAGCACUACACCUCUGUGUCUAACCUGGUCACUGAUGUGCUGCAGGCAGAGCAGGAGGAAAGAGAGAGGGGGCAACAGAGCAGAGAGCCUGAGACAAGGCAGGGUACAAGUGCAGGAAAUGCGAGGACACAAACCCCCAUCAGAGAAAGAGUAAAGGACCCGAGUCCAGAGGAGCUGCUCAGGCAGCUGCAAGAAGAGAGGACGUGUAAGGUAUGCAUGGACAAACUGGUGUCCAUCGUCUUCAUCCCCUGUGGACAUCUGGUGGUGUGUGGAGACUGUGCUGCUAGCCUGCGUCACUGCCCCAUCUGCAGAGCUGUGAUCAGAGGCAGUGUGCGAGCGUUCAUGUCCUGAGGCUGACGUGAGAAGAAACUGACAGACAGUUGUUGAAGGAGUGACAUUACG